AUUAAAAAGAGCUGGAUAUUGGAUAUUAGCCUUGGAUAUAACGCACUUCAUUGUUGAGAUGUUGGGAUGAAGGACAUCUGGCGUCUUGUACUACACCAAGCUGAAGAAGAGUCAGGCUCUGUUUUAGCAUUGCGAACAAUGCAUCAUCCCGUUAUCGCACCUUUCCGGUUAUGGGAAUAACCAUAUUACCAUCUUUCGCAUAAACACAGUUAAUCAGUUGUGUAUAUAAGUCUGCAAUCAAUCGGAUGCUUAUAACUUCAUUCUUAGUUACAGUGAUUUACCGACGCACAAUAAUGGCAAACAACAUUUUGUUACCGAUACUUUUCCUAUGGGCGAUAUACGUAGAUGUUGAUGCUGUCAGCGAUGACGUAAUGGCAAGAUAUGUUCUUCACAACACAGACUGGGUGUCACUUGGAACAAUCGCAGUCGAGGACUCAAUCAAAGGUUAUCCCUUUGUCAACAUGAAGUCACACGUUGACGGACCUAAAGAUGGGUCGAACGGAAACGUCUACUUGUAUCUGACAGAUUUGGAUAUAGCCUCGAAAAACAUCAAGGUUGAUAGCAGGGUGUCAGUGCUGGCAACGCUGGCAGGAACUGAUUACUGCACGCGCAAGAACUACAAUCCCCAGGAUCCCAGAUGUCCCAAGGUGAUGAUCACAGGGAAGUUUCUAAGAUUGGAAAAAUCUGAUCCAGAAUAUAAGAUGGCCAAAGAAUCACUAUUUGCGAAGCAUCCGGUUAUGGCCACUUGGCCUCCAAAUCAUUUCUUCUUCGUGGCAAAAAUUGUACCAGAAGAGGUGCGUGUGAUGCAUGAAUUUACAGGUAUGGUGAAGGUAGAUAUCAAGGACUACCUCGGCGCUUCACCAAACGACUUCCAAGAUGAAGAAUCUAAACCUAGUGAAUCAGCAAAGAAUGGAGUUUAGCUGAAAUAAACUGUUAUGCAAACUUCGUUUAAAUGUAAAAACAAAAUAGUUGUUACAGGCCUAAGUAAAUGUUCUGAAAUCUAG
Molecule: messenger RNA, 1004 nt
Organism: Acanthoscelides obtectus
Lineage: Eukaryota; Metazoa; Arthropoda; Insecta; Coleoptera; Chrysomelidae
Source: the annotation of a GenBank genome assembly